GGACGGUACCGGACAAUGUUGUCGCAUACCAAUGCGUUCCUCUUCCGGACGCUAGAUGGCACCCCUCCAUCGCAAGUGGAACAAUCCGGCUUCGAUCUCAGCAAAAUAUUCCUAACCAUCUCCUGCACAGUAGCCAGAAGAGCAGCGAUCUGGACACAGCAAGACUGCCGGACUUUCUCAUCCCGGACGAAGAAUAAAAUAAGAGUGAUUUUUUUCUUUUUUCCUUGCUGUUUCAUUGUGGACCUGCAGUUUCGCCCAUGCACUUUGAUGAGGGAUUGGGGAGGAGACCGGAUUCAUCUUUGUCGGACGUCCGUGCGUUACGUGCCAGGUUUUGCCGGAUUGUUUGAGUGAGGUGGUGCUUCAGCGGUGUAUCUAUUUUUCCCCACUUCUGAUUUAAUCAAAUGUGCGAGUUCGACGAAGUGUUAAAAUGAAUGGAUUACAACUGUACUGGAAUUUAAGGUUGUGGAUUAUAUGUUUUCAAGGACUGUGGAUGUUUGUUAUCAGCUUCAGGCCUGUGAUAGCAACUGCUCAUGAAUAUUACGCUGUGGCCGGUGGGCGAAUCUCUAUGCCAUGCAACAUCACAGCCCCUUCCAGCGACGAUGUCGUCACUCUGGUGCUCUGGUACAAAGGGGACAUGAAAGUUCCCAUCUACACCCUGGAUGCCAGGAAGGGACCUAUAGAAAAGUCCAAGCACUUCCCCAGUAAGCAACUGGGUAGGCGUGUCCACUUCGACCUGCACGUCAGGAACCCAGGUCUCACCAUAGAUCCGGUCAAGGGAGAAGAUCAAGGGAUCUACAGGUGUCGUGUGGAAUACAAAAGAUAUCGGACGCUGAGCUAUAUGUAUGAGCUUAAAGUGAUUGUUCCACCUCGAGAGGUUAACAUAAUGGACGAGAGUGGACAGCGGAUUGAAGAAACCAUUGGACCAGUGGACGAAGGGUCGAAUGUUACUUUGAUCUGCGAAGCUGAAGGAGGUUCUCCAUCUCCUUCCGUAACGUGGUGGCGAGACUCAGUUCUGCUGGAUGACUCGUACCAUAUCACGACGCAGGGUUACGUUCGAAACAACAUAACACUCAUUCGCCUCAAGAGAUCGGAUUUGUCCGCUAUCUUCACAUGUCAAGCCGCCAACAACAAUCUUACCGUUCCAACGUCCAAUUCCGUCGCUCUAGAUCUCAAUCUCCGGCCCCUCGAUGUCCGGAUCAUCACUCCUCCGCACCACCUGUCCGCUGGUCGCAAAGUGACCCUAGAAUGCGAAUCUACAGGCUCUCGGCCACGGGCCGUGAUGACGUGGUGGAAGGGCUCUCAGAAGAUCCAGACGGGCAACGAGGUCAUCUCAGAUAAUGGCAACCUCACCCUGAGCACUCUGUCUUUCGUCCCCACAGCAGAAGAUCACGGGAAGAAAUUCACGUGCACGGCUAAGAACCCUUCCCUGCCAGACAGCCUCAUAGAAGACACCAGGACCAUAACAGUUCAUUAUAUCCCCGAACUCAGAUUAGCCCUCGGAGCUAGCAUUCAGCAUACUGCCAUCAAAGAGGGAAGUGACGUUUACUUUGAUUGCAACAUUCGAGCGAAUCCUUGGGUCCAUGAUGUCAGUUGGAGGUUCGAGGAUAAUAUCCUCUUCAGUAACUUAUCCGCCGGAAUCAUCGUCAGUAACCAGUCCCUCGUACUGCAGAGAGUCAAGAAGGAACACAGGGGACGAUACCAGUGCGUGGCCACAAACACUGAAGGAGAAGGUCGAAGCGAAGAAGUACAGUUGGAUGUUCAAUUUGCUCCUGUCUGCAAGAACAAGGCUGUUCAAGUCUUUGGUGUUGCCAAGCAGGAGACUUUAAACAUCACCUGUGAACUGGAGGCCGACCCUACUGAUGUCAAAUUCCACUGGGCUCUCAACAAUACGGUGGAAAACAUGGACGUGAAGAAUUUCAUUUCUGAAGGCACCUCCAGCACCGUGUUUUACACCCCGCGGAACAUGCUCGGCUACGGGGCCUUGCUGUGCUGGGGAAGUAAUGACAUCGGAAGGCAGAAGGAUCCUUGCGUGUACAGAGUCGUACCAGUGGGUCCACCAGAAACAAUGCGCAAUUGUUUGGUCACCAAUCAUACAACUGACUCCCUGCUGAUUCAGUGCGAACCUGGGUACGAUGGUGGAUUGCCCCAAACUUUUCAUCUAGAGAUAUACAGUUCAACAAAUGAGCAUUUGAGAGGAAAUAUGACAUCAGAAGAUAUCCCUACUUUCUUAGUACAGGACCUCUUAACUGGCACUUCAUUUAUACUGGUACUCUACGCGGCCAAUGCAAAAGGCAGAAGCAAUUCGGUGGCUUUGGUUGCUAGUACAUUAAGGCCAGCAGAAAGACACACAGCCGAAGAAGAUGAAUCAAUAUUAAGUCCAAUGAUAGGUAUCUUAAUAGGAAUCGUUGCCGCAUUCGUUAUAUUAUCGAUUGUCAUUGCUAUCAUUGUUCGACUGAGGACUCACGAUAAACAUAAAGAUUCAGAGGAAACAAAACAAGAAAAGUGCGAACUCCCAAUACAGAAUUAUAAAGAAGAAUCCAUUGAUUCAACAAUAGAAAGUCCAGAUGUCAUUCCAGCAGACAGUCAAGUGUACACUCCGGAUUCCAAAAGCAUUCAUUUGGAAUGCACCAGACGAAUGAAUGAAGAAAUGUACAAAAUUCUCAAACAAAAGCAGGACAAUUACGAUCCGCUUCUAUCAGCAAACGAUCCAAGCCGAUCAGAGAUUGUGGAAGAUAUAUCAUACACAGAUCUGGGGGUGCGGGGAUACCACAAACGAGCCGUGCCGUUACACAUGGAGCCCCCAACGGAGUACGCGGACGUCUACAGACACGGGGUCCGAACUCAAGUUCUGCCCCUGCCGGUUAGCGAUGCCCUUGACAAACACGCCCCUGAGUUGCCUUUGAUAAACAAUGUGCAGCAAAAUACAAGGGAAAAUUGGCAACAAUCCAACUUAUGAUCUGGGUUUUCGACCAGUGUUUGAUUUUUAAUAUCUUGGAAUGUAUUCGAGGAGAUCGCAUCGUAGCCACCACACCUUUAUGAAUAUAGUGAGCCAAUCAUCUUACCAAUGGUCCAGCGGCGAAAGGUCUUCAUCAAAAAUGCUCAAGAAAUUAUACUAGCCGUCGUGAAACAGUGCGCGUCUUUUCUUUUCUCUACCGAACCGGCCUCUGCAACGAGCGGCCGCUAUAUCAAAUGAAACGUUCAUUCUAUGGCACGAAUUCUACAGUUGUUAAAUGAUAUAUGGAUAUAUAUAUAAAUUUGGCAAAUAUGUAUAUACAUAUAUAUGAAUAUAAAAAUUUAAAAAUUGUUGAUGAAAGAAUUCAAAGUUAUCAAGAAUGAUGUACAUAGUUAUCCGAAGGGCUAUAGCUCAAUUUUUACUGACAGUCGAUGAUUCCCUUUUUCUAUAUGGAUCAGUUGAGUUUGAGUGAAGAACGGAGUGCAAACUGUUUUUUUGAUACUCCUUUCGAGCAAAGCAUAAUGGUCUGUUGUAAAAUGAAAAGACAUCUAUCUUUGAUUAAAGAAAGUGUUGUUCUUAAGUUUCAUUCUAAUCCUGUGAUUCUGUGAACUCUAAAGAAGACCCUCUUCAGCUAAAUGCAGCAGUCUCAUCAUGACAAGAUGCUCUUCACGGGAAAAGAGCACUAAACUAUGCAGGUUAUGAAGCAUGUACAACUCAAGAUCUAAAAUUGGAUGAAUCUAGCUAUGGAUAUUUUAAUUCAAAUUUUCUCAAAUGAGGAACGAAUGAUCAAGUAUUUCUUUGUGCAUUGCUACAAUGUGCUAUACUGUUUUCAGUCUGUUUGUCGACUCAUUAUAUUCUUCUUCUCAUUAUAAGUUUACUUAUUGUUCUUUGUCUUUAAUAUUAAAUAAUGUCUAAUAAAAGCUUUCAGCUAACAUUAGAGCUAACUUGAAACUAGAAAAACAGAGAUCGCUUUUUAAAUUAAGUAUUGAAUUUUCUUUUUCAGAAAACAACUACAUUUCAAAGAUGUAGAAGAGAUUUAAAGAAGAAUAUUGAAGUCAGGGAUAAAUAAUAUCAUGCAGAUUGCAUAAUUUUAUACCAUAUAAUUUUUAAGUUAAAAAAAUUGUAAUUUAAAUAUAACAUUUUAGAAUUUGA
This is a messenger RNA of Argiope bruennichi, 4105 nucleotides long. Its product is annotated as nephrin-like. NCBI's taxonomy places the organism in Eukaryota, Metazoa, Arthropoda, Arachnida, Araneae, Araneidae. The coding region runs from base 428 to 2956 and encodes 842 amino acids. The record is from RefSeq and is a predicted model, not a curated record. The transcript is spliced from 16 exons. Gene Ontology annotation, molecular function: protein binding.